Pistacia vera is the source of this 3942-nucleotide messenger RNA. RefSeq names its product phototropin-1. The coding region runs from base 672 to 3680 and encodes 1002 amino acids. The transcript is spliced from 24 exons. Lineage: Eukaryota; Viridiplantae; Streptophyta; Magnoliopsida; Sapindales; Anacardiaceae. The record is from RefSeq and is a predicted model, not a curated record. Gene Ontology annotation, cellular component: cytoplasm; nucleus; plasma membrane. Gene Ontology annotation, biological process: protein phosphorylation. Gene Ontology annotation, molecular function: protein serine/threonine kinase activity; ATP binding.
ACACGGAGACACAAGAAGCAUUGUCCAAGUAGAGCUUGGUCGGUAAAGCCUGCAAGUCUCAACGUGCAAUUUAUAGGACUCUAUUUCCUUCUAUUUCUGGUUCUGCUUUGUGUUUUUUGUUGCCAACCCAUUUCCACUCUGUAGAACCAUUACCUUACCAAAAAACAUAUAUAUUUUCGGUAUGGUGAGUAAUUAUUUGCGAAACAGAUAACACUACAAUUUGUUUUCUGAAAACAUUUUUAAUGCUUCAUGAAUCAUGAUUGAUGACGCCUAUAGGGAUGCGAGCAUAAGCCAUGUGAAAUUUCUGUGUACAGGGAUGGGGAGCCAAACCUUUUCGACAAUCAUUCUUUGAUCUUUUCUCAGUCUUUUUGCCAUUAAAAAGACGUUUCUAGUCGCUUCUCCUUCUCUGAGUACUCUCUUCCUCUCUCUUCAACUGCUGUACUUUUUGCUUAUUAUAAUCAUCUUUCAGUAAAGUUCAGCAGUUUAAUUACUUGCUCAAUUCAGAAGAUCCGAUCCAACACACUCAGCUACUUGCUCAGUCUCACCAGUCAGUCCUGCAAAGAUUGCACCCAGAAAAAAAUAUGAGCUGCUCAAAGUUUCUUCUUCUACGGUUCUACUCACCUAACCAAUUAUGUAUUAUCAGAAAUUAGUGGUAUUAUUUCUGGGCAGCAAUGGACCCAUCAGAAAAAUCAUCCAAACAAUCACCUAAAGUGCCAAGAGAUUCACGUGGCUCACUCGAGGUUUUUAAUCCCUCAACUUACUCUACCCGACCCACCAACGCGGCAGUUCGCCCUAAUCAGAAUCCGUCCACAUGGCAAAGUUGGAUAGAGCAACGCAGCAGCACGGAACCCGACCCGAACAUGCUCAACUCCAAAUCGGGUCGAACCGAAGAGAUCACCACUUCUUGGAUGGCCCUCAAGGACCCUGCUCCACCACAGUCAUCUCCGUUAUCCUCACCGUUGGCACCGAAGAUCACCAAGGAUCAUGAAAAAUCUACGGUUACUAAGCAACUAUCUGGUGAAGUUGGUGUGGCAGCUCAGAGGGCCGCGGAAUGGGGCCUAGUGUUGAAAACGGAUAAUGAAACGGGAAAACCGCAAGGGGUGGGGGUUAGGACUUCGGGCGGGGAGGAACCGAAUAACAAACCGGGUACUUCCCGAAGGAAUUCAAAUAAUUCGGUUCGGAGCUCGGGUGAAAUGUCGGAUGAGGGAAGCAGAGAAAGAGGUUUUCCAAGAGUGUCGGAGGACUUGAAAGAUGCAUUAUCAACAUUUCAACAAACGUUUGUUGUGUCGGAUGCUACCAAAUCCGACUUCCCGAUUAUGUAUGCAAGUGCAGGGUUCUUUAAGAUGACCGGAUAUACCUCUAAAGAGGUUGUGGGAAGGAACUGUCGGUUUUUACAAGGUGCGGGUACGGACCCGGAAGAUGUGGCGAAGAUUAGGGAGGCAUUAGAAGCGGGUCAGACUUACUGUGGAAGGCUACUGAAUUAUAAGAAAGAUGGGACACCAUUUUGGAACCUUCUCACCAUUGCACCCAUCAAGGAUGAAGAAGGCAAAGUCCUUAAAUUUAUUGGAAUGCAAGUGGAGGUGAGUAAGCACACAGAAGGGACCAAGGAUAAGUCGCUGCGUCCAAAUGGAUUGCCCGAGUCUUUGAUUCGAUACGAUGCCCGGCAGAAGGAAGUCGCUACGAGUUCAGUGACUGAACUUGUGCAAGCAGUGAGGAAACCUCGCUCACUAAGCGAAUCAACAAAUCGUCCACUGUUUAGAAAAUCAGAAGGUGGUGCAGAAGAGGAAAGAUCCGGAGCCCUCGGAUCAGCUGGAAGAAGAAACUCAGAAAAUGUACCUCCUCACAGAAGGAAUUCACAUGGUGGUCCUAGAGCCUCCAUGCAACGUAUCGUUGAGGUCCCUGAAAAGAAACCCAGAAAAUCGAGUCGUCUUUCUUUCAUGGGGAUUAUCAAUCGGAAAAGUACUCAAUCAGCAGCUAAUGAUAGCUUUGACAAUGGAGUUCUUAUGGAUUAUGACGAGAGCGAUGAUGAGAGACCUGAUACUGUUGAUGACAAAGUAAGAAAGAAGGAAAUGAGAAAAGGUAUUGAUCUGGCUACCACACUUGAACGUAUAGAGAAGAACUUUGUCAUUACGGAUCCCAGGUUGCCUGAUAAUCCCAUUAUUUUUGCCUCUGAUAGCUUCCUGGAGCUGACAGAGUACAGCCGUGAAGAAAUCUUGGGAAGAAAUUGCAGGUUUCUCCAAGGCCCUGAAACUGAUCCCGCCACUGUGAGGAAGAUAAGAAACGCAAUUGAUAACCAGACUGAAGUUACUGUGCAGCUAAUUAACUACACCAAGAGUGGCAAGAAGUUCUGGAACUUGUUCCAUCUGCAGCCUAUGCGUGACCAAAAGGGAGAAGUGCAGUAUUUUAUUGGAGUACAACUAGACGGAAGCGAGCACGUUGAGCCACUUCGCAACAGUAUUCUCGAGGACACUGCAAAAGAGAGUGAAAAAUUGGUGAGACAAACGGCAGAGAAUGUUGAUGAUGCAGUGAGAGAACUUCCAGAUGCCAAUUUGAAACCAGAAGAUUUAUGGAUAAAUCACUCAAAGUUGGUUCAGCCAAAGCCUCAUAGGAAGGAUACACCCUGUUGGAAAGCUAUUCAAAAGAUUCAAGAUAGUGGAGAACAGAUAGGUCUACAACAUUUUAGGCCAAUAAAACCUCUGGGAUCUGGUGAUACCGGCAGUGUGCAUUUGGUUGAGUUGUGUGGAACUGGUCAGUUCUUUGCCAUGAAAGCUAUGGAUAAGGGUGUUAUGCUCAACCGCAACAAGGUGCAUAGGGCUUGUGCAGAGAGAGAGAUUCUCGACAUGUUGGACCAUCCAUUCCUUCCUGCAUUAUAUGCCUCAUUUCAGACAAAAACACAUAUUUGUCUGAUAACUGAUUACUGCCCGGGUGGGGAGCUUUUCUUGCUUUUGGAUAGACAACCCACGAAGGUCCUGAAGGAGGAUGCAGUGAGAUUCUAUGCCGCAGAGGUAGUUGUGGCAUUGGAGUAUCUACACUUUCAAGGGAUUAUAUACAGGGACUUAAAGCCUGAAAAUGUUUUACUCCAGAGCAAUGGGCAUGUGUCGUUGACAGACUUUGAUUUAUCAUGUUUAACAUCUUGUAAACCACAGCUUUUAAUGCCAACUGCAAAUGAAAAGAAAAAGCACCACAGAAAUCAGCAGAAUCCAAUCUUUAUGGCUGAACCUAUGCGAGCAUCCAAUUCUUUCGUUGGCACAGAAGAAUAUAUAGCUCCGGAAAUUAUAGCUGGGGCAGGCCAUUCUAGUGCAGUGGACUGGUGGGCUCUUGGAAUUCUUCUCUAUGAGAUGCUAUAUGGAUAUACACCAUUUAGGGGAAAGACAAGACAAAAAACAUUUGCAAAUAUUCUUCACAAGGAUCUUAAAUUUCCAGGAAGAACACCGGUAAGUCUCCAUGCAAAGCAGCUGAUGUACAGGCUGUUGCACAGAGAUCCCAAAAACAGAUUAGGUUCACGUGAAGGAGCAAACGAAGUUAAGAAGCACCCAUUUUUCAAGGGUGUGAACUGGGCACUAGUUCGCUGCAUGAACCCGCCUGAACUUGAUGCUCCUAUCUUCACAACUGAUGCUGAUCAGAAAGAAGAUAAAGUUGUGGAUCCUGAACUACAAGAUCUUCAAGUGAACGUUUUCUGAGAGCUCCCGUUCUAUGUUUUAUUUGCAAGAAAUGCAAUUCCUGUUUCUUUUAUGAAUUGUCUAUGACAAAUUCUCUGCUGCAAAAGUUGAGCAUAUGUGCACGACAUCUGGUAGAACACCCAGAAAGAGGCUACAAAGAGCUCCUCAACUUGCCAGGAAUAGCAGUUUCAUUAAAUUUGCUUUAUGUAAUGUGUGCAUGGUUUGUAAUCUGUCUUGCUGCUACUUUAAUUGUAAGUUCUGUUAAUAAUAAGUUAAUUCAUUC